AUGCAGGCCCAGAACCUCCUCCGACUCAACUCAGCCUUGACAGUGGUAACUCCAUUGGCACGCCCGUUUUCGAGUCCCAACAGACGCCAGGUGCACUGCGCAUUGCUUUCAAAUACCAUCAUACGCUGCCACUGGCCCCUACUAUACCAGAAAAAAGUGAGGUUAAUGAAUGUGACGAUAUUUUCCUCAGUGGGGCGAUCGACCUGGGCAAAGACAAGCCGGCGUGCCUCUUCCGCCCAAGACUGGGCAUCAUCAUGUAGACAAGGCUGCUGAUCAACAAAUCUACCGAGUUUUUGAGUCUCGUAUAGCAAUAAUGCAGGCAUAAGGGCAUAUAUCGUACCUUGAACCGAGGGCGCAUACGCUGAGAAGUACGUGCCUUUCGAUGGAUCCAUCCAAUAUGGACUGGAGAAAUGUAGGACGGUGGAGAAGCAAGUUCGCGUUGUAUAUGUUGAUAAAAUAAUGAUCCACCAGACCAGAUACAAGAUGUGAGGGAAUUUUGGUGCCCUGAUAGUUUGCUACAUGAGUUGCAGAACUGUCAGAAGCCAGUUCUGGCAAUCCUUGGUGGGAUGAUGAACCCCGAUUUCGACGGCGGGUUCCUAUCCAUUGACAAGAACGACCGAGACGUAAGCACCUGGAGCAUGUCGGUUUCUCGCCUGAGCAGCGAAGCUAGAGCAAUGGUUUGUUUUAAGCGCAUGCUAAUCAAUGACGGAGAAGACAGAUAG
Messenger RNA from Clonostachys rhizophaga, 722 nucleotides. The record is from the annotation of a GenBank genome assembly. NCBI's taxonomy places the organism in Eukaryota, Fungi, Ascomycota, Sordariomycetes, Hypocreales, Bionectriaceae.